Molecule: messenger RNA, 447 nt
Organism: Vigna unguiculata (cowpea)
Lineage: Eukaryota; Viridiplantae; Streptophyta; Magnoliopsida; Fabales; Fabaceae
Source: RefSeq, a predicted model, not a curated record
AUGGCAAGCUUCAAGGUCUUAGGGUUUGCUUUCAUUGCUUUGUUCAUUCUCGACCUUGCAGUUGCUGCCAGGGCCCCAGAAAGGGCUCCAACCAGAAAAGGUGGCGAAGGAGGUGGGGGUGGCGGAGGAGGAGGAGGAGGGGGUGGCGGUGUAAAGGGUGGUUCUGGGUCUGGGUCAGGGGCUGGCUACGGGACUGGUGGCGGUAAGAAGGGUGGUGGAGGAGGUGGUGGUGGUGGAGGUGGAGGAGGUGGUGGAAGUGGAGGAUCCGGUGAAGGAAGUGGUUCGGGUGUAGGAGGUGGAAGUGGAAGCGGAGGACGAGGUGGUGGUGGUGGAGGAGGUGGUGGUGGAGGUGGCGGAGGAGGUAGUAAUGGAGGUUCUGGGUACGGGUCUGGAGGUGGGUCAGGUUGGGGUUCAGGUGGAGGAGGAAAUCAUCAUAAGUUCCAUUAA